Esox lucius (northern pike) is the source of this 2462-nucleotide messenger RNA. RefSeq names its product tetraspanin 4b (gene tspan4b). The coding region runs from base 759 to 1457 and encodes 232 amino acids. Lineage: Eukaryota; Metazoa; Chordata; Actinopteri; Esociformes; Esocidae. The transcript has 8 exons. The record is from RefSeq and is a predicted model, not a curated record. Gene Ontology annotation, cellular component: membrane.
AGGAGAGGAAGUGUGUGUCUGUGUGUUGUAGGGAGUGGAAAUAGAAAAAGUCAGCAACUGUGGCAAAGUAAAUGCCUUACAUAUUUCUCUGCUCUGCUGACUAGAAUAAUCUCAUAAAAUAUUGUUUACAUUUGUUAAGAGAGAGAAAUAUGAGAGUAGAGUAAGUGUAAGUGUAAGAGGGGGAAAGGCAACAGGGUGAGGAAGAUGUAGGGUGGAUGAGGAACAGCAAAAAGAACGGCUGCAGGAGAUAAUCAGAAAAGGGAAGCAGGAGGGGGGCACAGGGACAGAGAGGGGGGGCGAGCAAGAGAACGAGAGAGGGAAAACCGAGCGGCAACAACAUGGUCACAUCUGGAAAUAAUUGAGUAUGUACAGAGAGAGACAGAGAGCAAAAGAGAAAGAGAGCAAACGUUCGUGUUAUAGAUAAGUCAGAGGACAGAGACUGAGAAAGGAUAAACAAACUGUAGAUUGUGGCAUAGAUAUUACAUUCAUCAGCUGAGUUAAAGAUUGAGGAGUGGACUAGGAAAAAGGGACAGAGAAAAAAACUAAGAACAAUCAAUACAAAACAAGACAACAGCAAACUCAAAUUGUAUGCAUUGGAGAUUUUCAAAUCUUGAGGACCAGGGAAUUGAGGGGACUGACUGGAAACCCUGAUUUGAAACUACAUCGACAAAACAAGGCGAAGAGUCAGGAGAACAAAGGAAUCUCUCUUUUCCUGUUGUCAUAAUUUGUCAACCCUGUGGAGCCAACCUUCAGACAGGAUGUCGGUCUCCCGGAGGUGCCUGUGCUGUGUAAAGUAUCUCAUGUUUGUCUUCAACCUCAUCUUCUGGCUGGGAGGGUGUGGCCUGUUUGGAGUGGGUGUGUGGCUAUCAUUCACCCAGUCCGCGUUCUCCUCCCUUCCACUGUCUUUUCCCUCCCUCUCCGCUGCAAACCUACUGCUGGUUGCUGGUGGUGUCACCAUGGUGACAGGCUUCCUGGGUUGCCUUGGAGCUCUGAAGGAGCAGCGCUGCCUGCUGAUGACGUUUUUUAUAAUCCUUUUGCUCCUGGUCUUGACAGAGUUGACCCUGACUAUGGUCCUCUACAUCUUUAACGCUGAGCUGGACAUAAGAGCACAGAAUGAGUUAAAGGAGGGGAUGAAAGAUUACAUGACAGACAAAGGGCUGAAGACGUCAUGGGACAAUGUGCAGAUAAUGUUUAAGUGCUGUGGUGUGGCGGGCAAAGAAGAUUGGUACAGCGUGAUAAACGGAACGCUCCCCUCGUCCUGCUGCUCCAAUCAUAUAGGCCAAUGUGUUGACGGAUGGAGCGAGCCGUGUUACGACAAGGCCAAAAAGUGGCUCCUCACCAACAUCACGUCAGUCCUGGUGUUUGGAGUCUGCAUUGGCAUUGUCCAGAUCCUGGCCCUGAUUUUCUCACUGCUGAUGUAUUGCCAGAUUCGUCGGGCUGAGAAGUACCUGGAAUGAUCUGGAACCCACCCUUCACAGACAGGACAGGCUGAAUUAAAAAAACUCCCCAGUUAUCAAAGAAUGUUCACACAACAGAGGCUUUCCUUUGCCUAUUUGACAAGAUUUCCAUGACAUUCUGGGAACUAAAGUGUUAGCUGGGUCCUGAAUGCUUGGGGAUUUUUUCUUAAAUGCUUUAAUUCUGAUACUAAUAUAUUGUUAUUUUCAAGUCUGUCAAAAACAUAUUUUUGAAAACAGACAUUUCAGCAGUUGCUUUUAUCUGGAUUGAUGGUUCUGAAAAAAGGUUUCCAAAGUAGAAACACUUCACUGAAAACCACUGUCUUGCCUUUGCAGUCAAGACCAGACAGCCCAAUAUUACAUUACACAUGUAACAUAUAAAAAAAGAGCAAUGAAAGAGGCAUUAUGUAGAAUGUUUUCAUUAUAAGAACAUUAAAAUCUGCGGUAAUAGUGGAAAGACUGUUUCACAAGCUUUUAGGAUCAGCAAUGACUUUGAGUGAAUACAGAAGCGCAUCGUAAAAUUCAGAAUUUCUAUUGGUCAGAAGAAGUUGCAACAGUUUCUGUUGUCAAAUGGAAAUGUGGAACCCUCAUUCUCUUCCAACUUAUCACUCGGACACACAAUAAUAUUUCCACAAAGAACCAAUGACAGACAGGCAAGUGACAUUACAAUGACAUUUCCUGGUUGCUAUAAUUCUAGUUCAAAACAUUUAUUUCCAAAAGAAGAAACUUGCAAUCAUUUUGCCAUCUAAAUCACUUUUAAAUGUUUUGAAUAUCCAAAAAUAUAUUUUUCUACAGUAUCUGUAAGCUGGUUGACCAAAAAUUAAAUUAAAUCUCAGACUGUGAGCAAAUGCAUAGGAAAAUAAGAUGUAAAUCCAUUCCUGUCAUUUGUACACAUGUUGAGUGGUAGUUGUAAACGUGCACAUUUUGUAAAAAAAAAACAAUCACUUGUAUGAAUGUAUGAAUGUUGUAGUAGUUCAUAUUUCUAAUAAACUUGUAUUCUAAAUCGUU